AUGACCUUAGGGAUUACAGACGCCGCAGUGUGCAUUCUGACUCUCAUCGGCCUGCUGAGCGUCUACUACAAGCGUCGUCCUACCCAUCGUGACCCUCCAGGACCCAAGCCCUAUCCUCUCAUCGGCAACGUUCUUGACAUUCCCGAUCAACACCCUUAUCUCCAGUAUGCGCAAUGGGCUCGCGAGUACGACUCCCCGCUCAUUAAGUUACAGGUUCUAGGGACGCCGAUAUAUGUCAUCAACGAUUUAGAAACUGCAGACGAUCUUUUCGAGAAGCGGGCUAGUAUUUAUUCGAACAGGCCGCGUAUGCCUAUGCUCAACGAAGCUGUGGGCAUGGGCUGGAGCUUUGCCUUCUGCGAGGACAUGGUCCAAUGGAAAAUCAGUCGUCGCGAAUUUGUCCUGCAGUUCCGUCCAGCUAUCACUCGGGAGUACAGGCCUCAGAUUCUCACUGUCGUCCACGAGCUCCUUCGAAAGCUCGUCGUCACGCCUGACGACUACGUCAAGCAUAUUCGCCUGAUGAUGGGCACCUUGAUUAUGGACAUCGGGUAUGGGAUCAAGGUCAAAUCCGCAGACGACAAAUAUAUCAAAAUUGCAGAGAAGACGCAAGAAAGCAUGGACCCCGCCACAGACAAAAACAUCGUGGAUAUCUUUCCUUGGAUCCAACAUGUGCCAAGCUGGCUACCAGGUAUGGGAUGGAAAAAACAGAUAGAUGCCUCCAAGAUUACGGCGCUUGCAAUGUGUGACGUCCCGUACAAGCACGUCCUACAGCAAAUGAAAUCGGGUUCAGCCACACCCUCUCUGACCACCAAACUCAUCGAUCGGUUUGAGGAGAGAAGUGACAUGGACAGCGACACAAAGGAAUACUAUGUAAAGAGCAUUUCGGCGUCAUUAUAUAAUGCCGGCACGCAUACUACCAGCGCCGCCUUCGAUUUCCUCUUUUUCGUUCUCGUGGCUUUCCCCGACAUCCUUAGAAAGUCACAGGAGGAAAUUGACAGAGUAGUAGGCACCGACCGGCUUCCUGAUUUUACGGACGAGCACAAGCUGCCCUAUACAAGCGCGAUAGUCAAAGAGAUCCUCCGAUGGGGCGCUUUCGUACCUACAGGUAUACCUCACACGAACGCCGCAGAUGACGUCUAUAAAGGCUACUUCAUACCGAAAGGAUCCUUUAUCGUGCCUAACGCGUGGGCAAUGUUACACGAUGCGAAUAUCUAUCCGGAUCCUGACGAUUUCAGGCCAGAACGAUUUCUCACAACUGAGGGUAGACUCGACAACAACGUGCAGGAUCCAGAGGCGGUAUUUGGUUUUUCUCGGAGACUAUGUCCUGGCCGUUUUCUGGCAUUUGACACCAUUUUCAUGGGUACUGCCUGCAUAGUCGCAGCGUUCAACAUCGGGAAGGAAGUUGGCCCGGAUGGCAGGGAGGUUACUCCUCCACUCGAAUUUACCUCCGGACUAGUCAGGCAUCCAAAGUCUUUCAAAUGCACAAUCAAGCCUCGUUCUGAGAAAGCUCUUGCGCUGAUUCACGCUACUUCGACCAAUGAAUGA
Messenger RNA from Stereum hirsutum FP-91666 SS1, 1542 nucleotides. Its product is annotated as cytochrome P450. Gene Ontology annotation, molecular function: oxidoreductase activity, acting on paired donors, with incorporation or reduction of molecular oxygen; iron ion binding; heme binding. Bases 1 to 1542 code for a protein of 513 amino acids. The transcript has 13 exons. The record is from RefSeq and is a predicted model, not a curated record. NCBI's taxonomy places the organism in Eukaryota, Fungi, Basidiomycota, Agaricomycetes, Russulales, Stereaceae.